Molecule: messenger RNA, 1737 nt
Organism: Dioscorea cayenensis subsp. rotundata (Guinea yam)
Lineage: Eukaryota; Viridiplantae; Streptophyta; Magnoliopsida; Dioscoreales; Dioscoreaceae
Product: pentatricopeptide repeat-containing protein At5g66520-like
Exons: 1
Coding region: 1-1737 (578 amino acids)
Biological process (GO): RNA modification
Molecular function (GO): RNA binding; protein binding; zinc ion binding
Source: RefSeq, a predicted model, not a curated record
AUGAGCUCCAACUUCUCAACACUCAUCCUUCGCUGCAGCGAUCCCAAACAUCUCCGAGAAAUCCAGGCCGUGCUCACCGCCGGCGGCCUCCUACUCUCCGGCUCCAGCUCCGGCGUCUUCUUCCACAACUCCCUCAUCCGCGCCUACACCCGUUUGUCGUCUCCAUGUUCAUCUCUUCUUCUCUUCUCCGACCUCCUCCGCUCCGGCUUCCUCCCCGAUUCCCAUUCCUUCUCAUUCAUCCUCAAGGCUUGCUCCCUUAUCCCCGCCCGCUUCACCGGCCUCUCGGCCCACGCUCUCGCCUUCAAGCUUGGCCUUGACUCUGACCUCUUCGUCAACAACUCGCUUAUUCACUUCCAUUCCGUCACCGGCGUCAUCGCCGAUGCGCGCCUCUUGUUUGAUCGAAGUUACCAACGAGAUUCCGUUUCUUAUAACUCCAUGAUCAGUGCGUAUGUUAGGGUUGGUGAUCUUGGUAAUGCUCGGAAUGUGUUUGAUGAAAUGCCUACAAGAGAUGGGAUUUCUUGGAGUGCGAUUAUUGCUGGGUAUGCGCAGGGUGGAGCAUCUAAGGAGGCGUUGAGGCUGUUCUCGCGGAUGCAGGAGGAGGGAUUCGUGCCUGAAGGGAAGACCUUGGUGAGCGUGCUUGCGGCCUGUGCUCAUAUGGGUGCGUUGGAGCAAGGGAAGUGGGUUCAUGGGUAUUUGAGAAGCAAUGGUGCCAAGAUCGAUGUGUUUCUAGGUACUGCAUUGAUAGACAUGUAUGCAAAGUGUGGAGAAGUGGACUUGGGUUUGAAGGUGUUUGAUGAAAUGCCUGAAAAGAAUUUGCUUGCUUGGACUACAAUGAUCAAGGGACUUGGGAUGCAUGGACGAGGUGAGGAAGCGUUGCAACUCUUCUCUGAGAUGGAGAGGUCGGGUGUCGUGCCCGAUGACAUUGCCUUCAUUGGUGCUCUUUGUGCUUGCACUCAUGCAGGUCUUGUUGAUCGGGGCCGUCAAAUCUUUGAUUCUAUGUACCAUUGUUAUGGUCUUAGGCCAAAGGUUGAGCAUUAUGGAUGUAUGGUGGAUCUUUUGGCUCGCAAUGGGUUGCUCAAUGAGGCGAAGGAGCUGGUUGAUUGCAUGCCAAUGGAGCCUGAUGCCUCUGUCUGGGGAGCUUUCAUGGCAGGUUGUAGGUUUUAUCGGAAUGUUGAGUUGGCAGAGUAUGCUGUCAAGCAUUUAAUUCAAUUAGAACCAAAUAGCAGUGGUGUCUAUGUCCUCUUGGCCAACAUAUAUGCUUCUUCAGGGAGGCAUGCUGAUGCUAAGAUGGUGCGUUAUCUAAUGAAGAAGAAAAGAAUAGAGAAGAUCCCAGGAUGUACUUUAGUGGAAAUACGAGGAAUUGUUCAUCAGUUCUUGGUGGGUGACACUUCUCAUGCCCAAAUAAAAGAUAUCCUGAUGAAGUGGGAUGAGAUUGAAGACCGAAUAAGAUUGGCAGGAUAUGUUCCUAACAAGAAGGAAGUGUUGCUUGACAUAAAUGAAGAUGAGAAAGAAGAUGCACUCGGUCGUCACAGUGAGAAGUUGGCCAUUGCAUUUGCGUUGAUUAGCACAGAGGAUGGAGCAACCAUUCGAUUGGUGAAGAACCUCAGAGUAUGCACUGAUUGCCAUGACGCCACAAAACUGAUUUCUAAAGUUUAUGAAAGAGAAAUUGUUGUUAGAGACCGGACACGAUUUCAUCUUUUCAAAGAUGGUAGCUGCACCUGCAAGGAUUUCUGGUAA